AUGAGCGUGUGCGGCUGGGCUGUCCUGGCGGUGGCCGUGGCCCUCGGGUACCUCGUGCAGGCCAACCUCGGGACGCUCGCGUACGGCAAGGAGCUCGGCUUCGCGGCGGCGGAGGCCUGCGCUUUGCACCAGCUCCCGACGCCUUGCGAGGACCUCACGGCCUUCCGGCCCGGGGCGCUGUUUGCCGGCGGCGGGGAUCUCUGGAGCACCUUUGCCCUCGGAUCGGAGCAGGCCGUGGCCGGCGCCAUCUACCUCGUGGAGGGCACCAAGGUCACGCCGCUGCCGAUCCUCGGCGAGCCGCCGAAGCUCGUGCUCCACGGGAUCUACUUCUCGGCCAGGAGCCGCCGACUCUACGGCGUGAACCACGACGAGGCUACGGGCGAGUCGAUCGAGGUCUUUGACGUGCUCGAAGAAGACGGCGUCUCGCUCAAGCACGCGGGGUCGAUCCGGUCGCCGCUCUUCGCCAACUUCGCGCUCAAUGACGUCGUCGAGGGCGCGGGAAAGGACGAGGUCUACGUCACCGAGUGGCAGGCGGCGGCCUUCCCUGCUGGCGGCAAGCGCGGCCUCAGCAGCGCUCCGCUCGAGCUCAGGCUCAAGCGGGCCCUCAGCUCGCCGCUCACCUUUUUCAAAGUCCCGCUCACGCGGGUCUUCCGCUGCACCGUCAGUACGCAGCGGUGCAGCGUCGCGAGCUCCGCGCGCUUCGUCGGCGCGAACGGCAUCGCGAUUUCGGACGACCGGCACACGGUCUUCGUGAACGAUGCGCCGGCGCAGCGGCUCACGGUGCUGGCGCGCCAGCCUGACGGCUCGUUGGAGGAGGUGUCGUCCUUCGGGCUCAAGCACAUCGUGGACAACCUCGAGAUGACGGCGGACGGCGCGCUGCACGCUGGGACCAUCCCCUUCCCGUACGCCUCCGCGAGCGUGUGCCAGGAGGCGCCGGCACUGAGCGCGUCCAAGGUCGUCAGCGGCCGGCCGGUCAGCUGCGGCGCCCAGCCCGGAGGCCUCCUUGAGAUCGGGCUGCUCGGCACCGGCGAGAGCGCGAGAGGCAAGUCGUUCGUCGAUGGCCGCCAGACGGACAUCUUGACGCACGACGGCACGGCGCUCGACGGCGUCUCCAGUGCGCUCCGCGUCGGCGCCAAAGUCGUCCUCGGAUCGCCGCACGCCAAGGGCCUCCUCUUCUGUGACGCCUGA
Messenger RNA from Emiliania huxleyi CCMP1516, 1188 nucleotides. RefSeq lists its product as hypothetical. Bases 1 to 1188 code for a protein of 395 amino acids. The record is from RefSeq and is a predicted model, not a curated record. Lineage: Eukaryota; Haptophyta; Isochrysidales; Noelaerhabdaceae. The transcript has a single exon.